Molecule: messenger RNA, 1917 nt
Organism: Nestor notabilis (Kea)
Lineage: Eukaryota; Metazoa; Chordata; Aves; Psittaciformes; Psittacidae
Gene: PLEKHN1
Product: pleckstrin homology domain containing, family N member 1
Exons: 15
Coding region: 1-1917 (638 amino acids)
Biological process (GO): positive regulation of apoptotic process; 3'-UTR-mediated mRNA destabilization; response to hypoxia
Cellular component (GO): mitochondrial membrane; cytoskeleton
Molecular function (GO): phosphatidylinositol phosphate binding; cardiolipin binding; phosphatidic acid binding
Source: RefSeq, a predicted model, not a curated record
AUGGGGAACAUAACUUGUGUUCCUCAAGCACCCGGCAGGCUCCGAGGCUCUUUCAGAAGGAAGCCCUCGCUGAAGAAAGAACAAAAUGGCAAGAAGAAACUGCCCAGCUUUUUUGGGAUAGAAGGAGGGCAGGAGAGAGAUACGACCACAGACAAAAUCCUGCAGUAUAUUCCAGGAAAGAAUAUUCAGAUCCAGGAAAACCAGAAAGAGAACUUGGACCAGAGGUUCCCCAGCCUGUUCAAGAAGGGACGGAGGAAAAUGGUUGUCAGGAAUCUGGGCAAGAUGAUCUAUUACUCCAAGGUCAAGUUUAAGUUCCAGCACUGCCAGCAAAACAUGUCUUUUCUGCAGGAGGUGAAUGACUGCUUCUUGGAGCUGUUCCAGUCCUACCUGUACUUCCAGUCUAUGGGCUCCAAUGGACUCACCUACCAGGGAUUGCUGCCUUUGAAAGAGCUGAGCGUGUGUGAAAUGGAGACUGGGAAGAGCACUGGGCAGGAGGAUCACGCUUUCCGCAUUGCAGGUCCUCUGCUGAAUCCCCUUAUCGUGUUCUGCCCCACUGAGUCAGAGCUGAAGCAGUGGCUUUAUCACCUGGAGAAACAGAUCCAGCUAAACGGAGGAAGCCUUGGCUUGCCCUUCCUCUCUCAGAAUGACUGGAAGCAGAGCUCCAUGGGGAAGGAGGAGCUACGCUGGUCCGUGCAGAACAUGCCUGUCCAGGAGUGGAGAGGGACCCAGCGGGAAUCCUUAGGCAAUGUCCUUUGUGUUUCCAAGGUGAAGCUUCAGCAUCUGCCUUUCCAGGAGCAGCAUGACCGGCUGCUGGUGCUUUACCCGUCCACACUGGUGAUAGUAUCUGAAGAGCACAACAGCCUCUGUUUUAAGGGUGAGCUGCCACUCAACGCCAUCCAAGUGCUUUUUGAAGAGAAUGAGAAAACCUCCUUUCUAAUAGAAGGCCGACUGAUCAACUCGAUCCGGGUGACCUGCCGCAGCUAUGAGGAUUACCAGGAGUGGCUCUACUGCCUCAAAACAGCCCAGUUCCGGAAUGCUGACUCUUCCCUUUCCGGAUCAGAGAGUUUCCCGGGAUCAAAGCUGCCUCAUCCCGGCCAGUUUGCUGGCAGUGGGAGAGAGUCCCUCACUUCUGAUGGCCGCACCAACUCCUGGGCGUCAGGAGGGAGAGUGGCCACCUUAACACACCUCUCCCAGAACAGUGGCUCUCUCCCCGAUGGACAGUCCUUCGUGCUUAUGCCUGAGAGCAGAGUGCUUGAGGAUCCCCUUUCCCAUGGCUAUUCCCAGCCUCUCCAUUGCCUGGCACAGGACCUGCGGAGAGGAGGCAGCGCCAGGAAGUCCAAGGGCAAAUGUGGACCCUGUGGCCAGCAACUGCCCAGCCAGGACAUGGAGAGGAACAUCUGCAGCCUCAUUCCUGAGAACCCCAACGGCGAGCUCCUGUCCUUGGUGUACAACGAGCCGUACUCCGCACAGAACUUGCAGCAUCACCCCGCAGCUCCCCUGCCACACCUGGACCUCAGCAAUCUGAACAGAUGGAGCUUGGUGGGAAGUCAGCCCUCAACAGCUUCCAGCUCCUUGGAGAAGCCAGCCAUGCCCCGCUCCCCCUUGUACACAGACCCCUAUACCCCCAGUUCCUCUGGUGCUCGCAGCGUGGCAGGAUCCAGCUUCCUGGAGGAGAUCUCUUCUCUGCAAGAGGAACAUCUGGGUCCUUCAUUGCAGCUAACAGAGAGGGAUGCUGGCACCUAUGACCUGCCAGAGACCAGCUUCCCACACAGCAACUCCUCAGCCUACCACGACUACGCCGAGCUCCAGAGCUUCCAGAGUGACUUCAGCUAUGACAACCUGUGGGAAGCUGAGGAGAAGGAGCUGGACACCCCUCACACCUCCCCAGCUCCCAGCCAGCAGUUUUACCAGGCCUGA